AUGGAUGACGCAGGAGUGCCGGCAGUGACGGCGCCACAGGAGGAGGAGGCAAUGGAGGUGCUCAGGCAGCGAGCAGCAGAGCUGCAGGUGGCCAGGCCGUGGCAUGAGGUAGCGCCAGGUGUCCGCGUGGGAUUGGCGGGCCGGCACCAGCAGGUGAACGCAUCGCUGGCCGUCUCUCUCUGCCGCCAGUGGGCCAUUCGCAGUGGCAGGGAAGAGGAGGCACGUGCAGUCGAUGAGGCCCUGGCUAAUAAGACACUGCCACUUGCUUACAUCAAAGGGCUAGGGGGUGCCUCCUGGCCGGGCAGGUGCGAAAUUCUGCAGGACUGCCCGGCCGAGCCUGGGCAAGCUGGAAGUGCAGGCGGGCAGCUGACAUUCUUUUUGGACGGUGCCCAUACAGUGGAGAGUAUGGAGCUGCAUGUCGUUUGCUCCACGUUCUCUCAUGCUGCACUAAUCGUGCUUUUCUUCUCUCACUGCCCUGCUCUCACUGCCCUGCUCUCUCUGCCUUCGCUGCCCUGCUCUCACUGCCCUGCUCUCACUGUGCUGCUCUCACUCCCUGCGCUCAUGGUUCAUCACAGGCCUGUCUCUCCAUCGAGCCCUCUUUGUCCCCUCCCUCUCAUCCUACACCGCCCUCCUCCCCUCUCCAUCAUCCUCCGCACCUUCCUCGGCUUACCUCCCCUCAUCCGACUCCACUGGCUUGGCUCCUAA
Messenger RNA from Closterium sp. NIES-65, 705 nucleotides. The record is from the annotation of a GenBank genome assembly. NCBI's taxonomy places the organism in Eukaryota, Viridiplantae, Streptophyta, Zygnematophyceae, Desmidiales, Closteriaceae.